Molecule: messenger RNA, 957 nt
Organism: Capronia epimyces CBS 606.96
Lineage: Eukaryota; Fungi; Ascomycota; Eurotiomycetes; Chaetothyriales; Herpotrichiellaceae
Exons: 1
Coding region: 1-957 (318 amino acids)
Source: RefSeq, a predicted model, not a curated record
AUGUCGGCUCUUCGCUACGCCGCCAAAGACGCGUUCAAAGGCCGCACGGUGCUCAUCACCGGCGGCGGCGGGGCCAUCGGACGAGCGGCGUCGCUGGCAUUUGCGUCGGCCGGGGCCAAUGUGGUGGUGAACGACCUGCCCAGCAACAGCGAGGGCGCGGGCCCGGCGGAGCGGACGGUCAACGAGAUCAAGUCGCGCGCAGAGGCAGAGACAGACGCCGAAGCGGGAUGGGGGUCAGCGAUCGCCGUGCCAGGCACCUCGUUCGAAGGCCAGAAGCUGGUGGACGCGGCAGUGAGCCGGUUCGGCCGGAUCGACGUGGUGGUGACGCUGGCGGGCACGCACGCGGUGACGCCGUUCGCGCAGCACACGAUGGAGGACUUCCAGCGGGUGCUGGGGACCAACACGUUCGGGGCGGUGUCUCCGAUCCUGGCGGCGUGGCCGCACUUCCAGCGACAGCGGUACGGGCGGGUGGUGACGGUGACGUCCGACACCAUCUUCGGCACGACGAGCCUGAGCUCGUAUAUCUUCUCGCGCGGGGCCAACUUCGUCGGCGCGCGCGCCCUGGCCAUCGAGGGCGCCGACCACAACAUCCUGGUCAACUGUGUCGCGCCCGUGGCCGCCUCGGCCCUGUCGUUCGACUACAUCAAGGACAUGGAGCCCAGCGUGCGCGCCCAGUACGAGGCCCAGCUGACCCAGAAGUUCCCGCCCGAGGGCAACCUGCCGAUGAUUCUGGCCCUGGCCCACGAAUCCUCCACCAUCACCGGCGAGACCUUUUCGUUGGGUGCCUAUUGCGUCUCCCGCAUCGUGCUAGGCUUCCAGGACGGCAUCACCAACGCCCGCUCCAUGGAGGAUAUCUUCAAGCGGCAGGGCGAUAUUCUGGGCCCGCCAGGCAAGGAGGUCAAGAUCCCCGCCAGCAGUGAGGAGGCCAUGAACACGCUUCAGCGGAGCAGGGAGUGA